Molecule: messenger RNA, 862 nt
Organism: Topomyia yanbarensis
Lineage: Eukaryota; Metazoa; Arthropoda; Insecta; Diptera; Culicidae
Exons: 2
Coding region: 111-713 (200 amino acids)
Source: RefSeq, a predicted model, not a curated record
AGAUUCUAAUCACAUUGCGUGAGCCAGUCGUUUAUUUGAAAUUCCAUAUAAUUCAUUGACAGAAGUCACCUCACCUCAGUUUGCAAUAGACAGUGUAACAAAACAGGAUUAUGAUUGUGACGUUGUUUCUUUGGCUGUUCUACACACUACCGGCAGGUCAGACUUCAAAUGCUCUGGAUUUCCUCACAAGGAACCAGACGCGUCCAUAUACUGUCCGUGUAUCAAAAUUACUGUGCACAGAUCAACCAUAUAAGCACGUAGAAGUGCAUGUCUGCAAUGUAAAGCUUCAACGGAACAAACCAGCCGUUUUUAAUCUACACUUCACUGUCCUAAAACCCGCAAAUUUUGUUCGUUUUAUGAUUACUAUGAAUUAUAAAUAUAAUACAUACACACCGUUCUUGGAAAAGUUGGACUUCGAGCUAUGCAGUUACAUCGCGAACGAUUGGAAGAAAGGUACCAACAAGAUGGCAGAUUUAUUUCUGGAAUUAGCCACAGCGCAGAUUGAAUGGAUUAAAAAGUGUCCCUAUUAUGUAAUGGGACGAUACAAUGUGACUGAUUUUGAAAUCAGGACCGACAUGCUCCCGCAGUUCGUUCCAGCUGGUGAUUUUCGGUUCGACUUUAGAACAUUCACUGAAAACAAUGAAACAUUGCUCAAUUUUCAACUGUUCUGCAAUAUUCGUGCUAGAGGUGUAUUUGAUUUGUCGAUGGGCUAAGAAUAUUUUGAACAGAAUGCGUUUGAUUUUAUGUACUUACAAACAAUAUUGAAACUAAUUCGUAGGGCUUAUGUAAAAAUAUUCUUUGAAUUUUUGCUAUCAUUUGAUGACAGCUGUUGCACUCAAUCAUCCUCCAGAAUAAUCUGUUA